Messenger RNA from Blepharisma stoltei, 1040 nucleotides. The record is from the annotation of a GenBank genome assembly. Lineage: Eukaryota; Ciliophora; Heterotrichea; Heterotrichida; Blepharismidae.
AUGGAAGAUAUAAGCAACAAAAUUUAUGAGCUUUUCAGAUAUACUUUUAUUGCUAAUUGUGAUAUAGACGAAGCUCCUAUGACACAAGAAGAAAUAGACACUCUUGAUGCCUUGCAGCCUCCAGAAAUUUUGGAAAAUUUAAAAGACAUUAUCACAGAGCUGCUUGAUUUUAAAAGGGAAUUCAAAACUACUGAUUCUGCUGAACUUAUAUGCUCUAUUUAAUAGAAUUGGGUAUUAUAUGUAAAUAAAUAUGGGGUGAAGUAAAUUCUUUAGAAUUAAGCAUGAAACGUGCAGAACAAUUUGAAACGAUGCUUCAAAAACUUGAAGCAGAAGCCAGAGUCCAUAUACAAAUUGAGCAACAAAUGAAGCUCCAGUUGGAUAUAGCCAAAAGUAAGGUUGAAGAGUAUGAAAAAAUGAAUAAAAUUUCGCAAAAACACAAAAACCAAUUGAAUUUAAGAUUAGACAUCAAAUUGGAUCACAGCCCAAUUACAAAUAAAGAAGAAAAAGCAGUCUCUUACAGAGAAAACUACAAAGAAAUCGACAAAAUUAAGAAAAAAUACGAAAAUAAAUUGCAGAAAUUGAUAGAAGAUAGUGAAAAUAAAGAUAAAAAUAUUAAAAUGCUAGAAGUGGAAUGCACAAAAUUAAAAAUAAUUUUAGAAGAAAAAGAGAAGGAGUUUGAUAAAUUGAGAAAUCAGGUAAAAAAUAUGCCGGCUGAUAUUAUUGAUCUUAGAAAACUAGAAAAAAGGACAAUUAUAAGCACAGGGUACCUAAAAAAAAAGCAAGACGAAAAAUCGUUAGGGAUUUUAAGAUACAAUAGCCAAAUAAAAGGAGGGACACCCUUAAAAGAUGUAAAAAUUCGAAAAACCCCUGGAAAAUCAAUAGGGAAUGAAUUACCAAAAGAUUCGUCACCUUAUGGGAUGUGAAAUGAAGCAAAUAACUCGUAUAAAAAAAUAUCGAUGAUGAAAAAGUUUGAAAUUACUCCACAUAAACAUUUCAGAAGCUUUUCUGAAUACGAUAAAGUGAAGAAAAUUUCUACGUAA